Xiphias gladius (swordfish) is the source of this 3869-nucleotide messenger RNA. RefSeq names its product elongation factor like GTPase 1 (gene efl1). Gene Ontology annotation, biological process: cytosolic ribosome assembly. Bases 146 to 3529 code for a protein of 1127 amino acids. Lineage: Eukaryota; Metazoa; Chordata; Actinopteri; Istiophoriformes; Xiphiidae. Gene Ontology annotation, molecular function: GTP binding; ribosome binding; GTPase activity. The transcript has 23 exons. The record is from RefSeq and is a predicted model, not a curated record. Gene Ontology annotation, cellular component: ribonucleoprotein complex; cytosol.
UUCAGAAUAUGUGUUUAUUCUCACAAUUCUGUUGUGUUUAAGUCAGCACAACAGCGUAGUACAUAGUGGAAAUGGUGUUGUGUAUAGAAUUUAAAAGCGAGCCUGGCCUUAUUCUUCAUUCUGUGACAAGUUUCGGGUGUUCGCCAUGGGACACACCAGCCUGGAUAAGAUCAUUGCACUGCAGAGAAACCCAGCAAACAUCAGAAAUUUGUGCAUUCUGGCACAUGUUGACCAUGGCAAAACUACUCUUGCUGACUGCUUAGUGGCAAGUAAUGGUAUCAUAUCAAGUCGACUAGCUGGGAAGCUGAGGUAUCUUGACAGCAGAGAGGAUGAACAGAUCAGAGGAAUCACCAUGAAGUCCAGUGCCAUCUCUCUGCACUACACAAAUGGAGAUCAGGAGUACUUACUAAAUCUGAUUGACUCUCCUGGCCACGUUGACUUCUCCUCAGAGGUUUCCACUGCUGUCAGGUUGUGUGACGGUGCCAUUGUAGUUGUUGAUGCUGUGGAGGGAGUGUGUCCACAGACCCAGGUUGUGUUGCGUCAGGCGUGGCUAGAGAAAAUCAGGCCUGUUCUGGUCAUCAAUAAGAUAGACCGACUCAUCAUGGAGCUCAAGCUCACUUCUCAGGAAGCCUACACCCACCUGCAGAAGAUUCUGGAACAGGUGAAUGCAGUGACAGGGACUUUGUUCACAUCCAAAGUUCUAGAGGAACGAGCAGAGAAAGAGAAGGAGAAGGAGAAAGAGAGCGACACGUCAAGUGGUGAUCAGAUUUAUGACUGGAGUGCUGGCCUGGAGGAGGCUGAUGACUCCCACCUCUACUUUUCUCCUGACCAAGGGAAUGUGGUCUUUGCCAGUGCCAUAGAUGGAUGGGGCUUCAGCAUCCAGCAGUUUGCUCACAUCUACAGCCAGAGAAUGGGUAUUAAAGCAGAAGUGCUGCUCAAAACUCUUUGGGGAGAUUUCUACCUAAAUGCAAAAGCAAAGAAGAUCAUGAAAGGAGCUCAGGCCAAAGGAAAGAAGCCACUGUUUGUGCAGCUUGUGCUGGAAAACAUUUGGAGUUUAUAUGAUGCAGUUGUCACUAGGAGAGACAAGGAGAGGGUGGAGAAGGUGGUGACAUCACUUGGGGUAAAGGUGAUGGCCAGGGAGUCUCGUCACUCUGACCCCAAAGUCCUCCUUUCUGCCAUCUGCAGCCAGUGGUUACCUGUGUCCGAAGCUGUCCUCUGGAUGGUGUGUGAGAAGCUUCCCAGUCCUUUAGACAUGGCAGCAGAGCGCGUGGAGAAACUGAUGAGUGUCGGAGCGCAACGAUUUGACUCAUUGCCUCAACAUACUCAGGAACUGAAAAGAGCGUUCCUCCAGUGUUCGAGCGGGGAAAAUGCUCCAGUCAUCGUCUUUGUGUCCAAGAUGUUUGCCAUGGACACCAAGGCUUUGCCUCAGAACAGACAAAGGCCGUUGACCCAUGAAGAGAUUGCCCAGCGCAGAGAGCUUGCUAGACAGAGACAUGCUGACAAGAUGGCAGGUGAUCAAACAACAGCAGAGAGCCACAAAGACCUCACCCUCUCAGGGAGUAUGUCACAGGAAGGCCAACCUGCAGGACUAAGCACAACUAAAAAUGGGAGUCUGACAUUGAAAGAUUCAAAGCCAGAGGAGGAAGAGGAGCAGAGGGAGACCUUCAUAGCGUUUGCCAGGGUCUACAGCGGGGUGGUCAAGAAAGGACAGAGAGUAUUUGUGCUGGGACCAAAGUAUGACCCUGUUAAGGGCAUGAGCAUGCUGCCAGAGAGUUGCAGUGCAUCAGACCGUGUGCCUGAGGUGCCUCAUCUUGCCUGUUGUUCCAUGGAAAGCAUCUACCUACUGAUGGGCAGAGAGCUAGAAGAGCUGGAGGAGGUGCCUGCAGGAAAUGUCCUAGGUGUUGGAGGUCUGGAGGAUUGCGUUUUGAAGUCGGCCACCCUGUCAACCUCCCCUGCCUGUCCACCCUUCACCCCACUCAACUUUGAGGCCACGCCCAUUGUACGGGUUGCAAUAGAACCCAAACAUCCAAGUGAGAUGCCAAAGCUGGUGCGUGGGAUGCGUUUGUUGAACCAGGCAGAUCCCUGUGCUGAGGUACUGAUCCAGGAAACGGGAGAACAUGUUCUGGUCACUGCUGGUGAGGUUCACCUACAACGAUGCCUGGACGACCUCCGAGACCGGUUUGCUAAAAUUGAAAUCAGCGCAUCCAAGCCCAUCAUUCCAUUCAGAGAAACAGUGGUACGUCCUCCAAAAGUGGAUAUGGUGAAUGAAGACCUGGGCAAGCAGCAGAAAGUAGCCAUCAUUCACCAGGUGAAAGAAGAGGCCUCGCCGGGUCAUUCAUCAGACACCCUACAAGUGGACCCCAGUGGUCUGGUGACCCUCACCACUCCCAACAGACUGGCCACGAUCAGUGUCCGGGCAAUCCCCCUGCCUCAGGAGGUGACCUGUCUGUUGGAGAGUAGCUCAGAGCUUAUUCGGACUCUGGAGCACGUAAACAUGUCCCUGAGGGAGGGGAAAAAUCUGGACAUCAGCCUCGGGACCCUGGAGGCCAUCGCUGGAUUCAAGUCCCAGCUAGAAAGCCUGCUGCAGGGGAGGAAGUGGAGGAACACUGUGGAGCGUAUCUGGGCUUUUGGUCCUCGCAGGUAUGGUCCCAACAUUCUGCUGAACAGUGUGGAGGGCUACCAGCGGCCCUCGGUGUGGCAAUGUCUGAGUAGGGGGGACAACGUUGGCGAGCCUGGAACUCAAAUUGCAGUUCUAAGAGACUUUGACAACAGCAUCAUCAGUGGCUUCCAGCUAGCAACUCUGUCAGGGCCCAUGUGUGAGGAGCCCCUAAUGGGAGUGUGCUUCUCCACUGAGAGGUGGGACAUCAGGUAUUCAACCCCACUUCAGAAUCAGGAUUCCUUGGAGGAGAACUCCAUAUCCCAUGAGGCUUUAGCAGAAACCAAAGUGGAAGGAAGCAGUGACACAUCUGUACAGGCAGGGCUGAGCCAGACCAGACGCAGGCCAGAAGCUGCCUCUGCAGACUGCUACGGGCCGGUCUCGGGCCAGCUGAUCGCUACCAUGAAGGAAGCCUGCCGUCAUGCUUUCCAGGCUCAACCCCACAGACUCAUGGCCGCCAUGUAUACCUGUGAGAUCAUGGCAACCGCUGAGGUGCUAGGCCGAGUUUAUGGUGUACUGGGGAAGCGAGAAGGUCGUGUCCACCAUGAAGAGAUGAAGGAAGGGACAGACAUGUUUAUCAUCAAGGCUGUUCUUCCUGUGGCUGAGAGCUUCGGAUUUGCUGACGAAAUUCGCAAGAGGACCAGUGGAUUGGCCAGUCCACAGUUGGUCUUCAGUCACUGGGAGGUUAUUAACAAUGAUCCAUACUGGGUUCCCACCACCGAGGAAGAAUACCUGCACUUUGGUGAGAAAGCAGACUCCAGCAACCAGGCCCUCAAAUACAUGAACGCUGUCCGCCGCCGCAAAGGCCUCUAUGUGGAGGAGAAGAUAGUAGAGCAUGCAGAGAAGCAGAGAACACUCAGCAAAAACAAAUAGAGAGGAAAGCACACAGAAGAUACCUCCAGUAGCAGCUCCUCCUGCCAGGCUGCGAGACACUGCCAUUGACAUCCAUCCAUCCAGGAUUGCAGACACAUACUGUGUAGCAGUGACAUUCAUGAUUAUUCCGAAUGCAGCAGUCAGUCAAUUUUCAAAGAGAUGUCCAUCACAGCGUCAGUGGUUCUACACUUAACCAGUUAACAACAGCAGACUGCAGUUAAAGUCUUCCUGACCAUUUUCUCGUGCAACAGAAUAAAUUCCAAAAUACACAUACAGUUAGCUCCAUAGGUAUUUGGACAGUGACACAGUUUUCGUAAUUUUGCUUCUAUACACCACCACA